UGCGCUUCUCGGCAGUCUGCUACAGACAAGGGAAGCGCUUCAGCUGGUACGGACCCCGUGCGGCAGAGAGGCACAGACAAUAGGAGAGAAUAAAAAAAGGCUGUGUGUACGCGGGGGAUAAGCGCUACGUUUAUUCGUGCCAUUUGGAUUACUUCCACCGUUAACACCCGUCGGCUGUUUUACCCAGCGUGACUAUUUGGUGACUGAUGGUGAUCGGAUACUUGAACUGGUGAUCUUUUGCGCUAACGCCAUGAGUGGGCUUCUCAAGAGGAAGUUUGAGGAGGUGGAUGAGGACCCAUGCUACUCCUCACCGUCGCCCUCUUCCCUUUCCUCUGCCUGCUCAGGCUGGGACUCGGAGGCGGAGAGCUGCUUCUCGGACACCCUGGAUUCCACCCCCAGCAACCCCAGCUCCCCGGCAACAAAUUUCAACACAACGUCCAUCCUUAAGAAAUCCAAACGAGCGCGGCGGGGCAAUGUGACGUUUGACCAGGUGACGGUGUUCUUCUUCCCUCGGUGCCAGGGCUUCACCAGCGUUCCCAGCCGAGGAGGAUGCACUCUGGGCAUGAUGCAACGCCACAGUGCACUCUGCACAUAUUCGCUCACAGAGUUUGCCGUGGAGCAGCGGCUCCUGCGUCGGGAAAAACUCCUCAACAGACUCAGGGAAGAGAAACUGGAAGCUCUCAAACUGAAGCUGACAAAAAAUGGAACCCAGGAGAGCGAGGAGGCCGAAAAACUUACAGUGGAUGACAUCCCAGAGCAGGAUAUUGACAUCAGUGGAGCCAACCUCGACGAGGGCUCUUUUCUCCAGCCUUACACGUCCAAGCGCCGCUACGCGCUGCUCAAAGCGGCUGGUGUGAAGAAGAUCGACAAGGAGGAAAAGAGGCAGCUGCACGAGCUGAGGCUCUCCAGGGAGAACUGUGGUUGCGACUGUCAGGGGUUCUGCGAACCUGAGACUUGCAGCUGCAGCCUGGCUGGCAUCAAAUGUCAGAUGGACCACUCCUCUUUUCCAUGCGGAUGUACCAAGGAUGGAUGCGGAAACACGGAGGGCCGCAUUGAGUUCAACUCCACCAGGGUACAGACGCAUUACAUCCACACUAUAAUGAAGCUGGAGCUAGAGAAGAGGCUGGAGGAGCAGUCCAGCACAGAAGAGGAUGAGGAGAACGCAACCGGUGCCACCCCCUUACCAGCAGUGCCCUCCUUCCCCUUCAGCUCAGAGAUGACAGCAGCCGGGGAGAACAGCUGCAGCAGCGAUAUGACAGACUUGUCGGACUCUCAGAGUGAGGACUCGGAGGCAGGCGAGAGUCCGUGCGAGCCCAGCGCCCAGCUGGAUGUUGAUGAGAAAGGCCUGAGCCGCAUACUGUGUUUCAGUGACACAGAAAACUGUUCGAGAAGUAGCAGGGACAGCGGCGAUAAGUGCAGCAAAGACACUUGUUGCCCAGAGCAGCAGCAAGAGCAACAGCAGCCGUCUACGGAGGCGUUUAGUAGCUUUAGUAUGGUGGACUUUGCAGAUGAGAAUGACAACAUAGACGCUGCACUGUUGGACUCUUCGGACGAUCAAACAGACAAUCGAGCAACAGCCAUUUCAGAACUUUUGGAUGAGAACGCCAACCAGGGAAACGCCCUCUUCCAUAGCAGUAGUGUUCCACACACGCCCUCUCCCACAAUCGAUCGCUCAGCUAGCUACGACAUGGAGCUGAGCCUCUCGUCUGAGUCAGACCUGGAGUUUUUCGAUGGCUUUCCCUGUUUGGGCCCCACCUCCCUCUACAACUCCCUCAAGGAGUACGAGCACAUGGACAACUUUUUUCAGUUUCAGUUGCCUAGUUAUCCCAGUUUCCCUGCAGCCAGUGACCCAGGGACCUGCCUCCUAGAGUCGCUGAUUGGCCUUUCAGAGUCCGUCCCAGAACCCCCCACCACUUUUACAGACAAUCAGCUGUUGGAGGAAGCCAUGAAAUUGUCUGUGAUGGAGUCUGUGAAAGUUUGACCCACGCAAAGUGAAAAAUUUGUGGACAGUGCAAGAAAAACGCAGGUUUGAAAAUGCACAUAAGAUGUCAAAGUGUUGAAGGAAGCUGUGAUUGCGUUUGAUUUUUUUUUUUUUUUUUUCCCUCUCGCCUAAUAAUAAACGUUCAAAAUUCCAGACUUGCCUUCAAAAUUGUCAACAAAGCAGUUUGGAAUGAUUGCUGUGUGAGACGGCAGCUAGUGUUGAAAAAGAUACUAAACGUAUAUCAAUUUGAUCAGGCAUAUUAAAAAUAAUAAUUUAAAAAAGCUAUUGUGGCUCUCAAUUCCUAAGAAAGCUUGUUUAACCAAACCAAGAUCACCAACCAUACGCUAAAUGGGAAUGAACCCUCUGGGGCCAGGUUGGGAAUCUCAACACAGCUGAAUGUGCACCUCAGGGAUUUUUUUUCUAGCUUUCUAGCUUUUGGAGGCAAUGUACCUUUGCUGUGAUGGCCUUCAUAUGAAAACCAGAGUCAAAUGGUAACCUGUUCGCACCCUAGAUUUUGGGCUAACACCCGGACGACUUGAGUAGAAGGGGUCCUCCUCGUGUUAAAUCCUAAAGCUAGUGGACUCUUUCUCCUCAAGAUCUCUCCCAAGGGUCUUUUAUGGUACAAAUAAAAUCCCUCUAAAAUCUCCUUGAUCAGCACUUUAUCUGUGAAAAAACAAAAAAAUAGUUAUGUAUGAAUAGGCAUUGUUUUAGUCGAAUGGGAUCGAUUCAACAGUUAAAGGCUAACAUGACGGAGUUUCAUAUUUAUGAGCAGGGUAACUAGAUAUAAUGCUCAUGCCAUUUAAAAGCUGUAGCUGUAUUGUCUUUUUACUUUUGUUUUAAAUUAUUUCCUUUUAUUUAUUUCUGAUGAAGCCUACUUUCACUCAAGCAGCACUGUGGUUUGAUAUUUCACCUGAAAGUGCAAUCUUCCUUCCUGUUCUUUUUUUUUUUUUCCUUGUCCAUAUCACAUUUAGGCAUUGUUAUGGGAAAUGGGAUCACAAGUCCAUCAGCAAGUAUUUAAUAUCUAUUCUCUUUUACAGUUUAACUAUUUUCUUUUUUUUUAUUUUAUAACUUAUUAUGUCAUUAUUUCACUAGUUAUUUAAUUUAAGACGCCUGGCAAUAAAAUGGGGUGUUGUAAAGUUUACUGGAUGUGCCUGCUUAUUGGGGGGAGCCAUGCAUGCUAAUAGAGUGUGCACAGCGCUUCCAUUUAAGCUUUGGGACUGAAAACUGUGGAAUCUCCCUAAUCACUGAAACUAAAUUAUGGUUCUGUUCUAUCGCUGCCUAUAAUGUAAACAUAGAAAAUUACACUAAUAUUUUCUAACUAAUUUAUGUAGAAUGACAAAAGAAUUCUAAUCACUGACAAAUUGAAUAUUUUAUUAAGCAAAAACGAGUAAUUUUCAAUCUGGGUCGACCUUUGUAAUAUAUGAAUUAUAGAGAAAUGUAUACUUAUGAAGGUUAUUGCUCUCCAGCAUUCUGAAGUAUUUUUCAUAGGCAGCCUUAUGGUUCGAUAUCUUAGAGACAUGCCACUAAAACUAAGUAAAUUGCGAAGAUCAAUUUGAUUGUACUCUGAAUUUCUUUGGAAGUCUGUGACUUGGCUUACGAUAUGUUAUGACUUACACAUGUAAAGGGUUUUUGUGCAUAAAAACUGCAUAUAUUAUACAAUUUUUAUCGCACACGCAAACCCUGAAAAUUGAAGAGUUGCCUCAUUAAUUAUUGAACGAGACCUUGCAAAGGUGAUUGUGCUGUCACCUGUGUGAAGAGCCGAGGGACACUAGAGAGUCGAUGUACAUAUCUCACCCUUUCUACAGCUGUUUCAACAGCCUUUCUGGACCCUUUAGAAAUUAUGCAUGCAGGUCCUGUUUGUUGUUCUGAUUAAUUGUAUACUUUGAAAAAGUGCCGAGUGCACAUUUUGGAACUGUAUUAUUCGCUUUUUUGCCUUUUUUGAUUACUUUGAAGUCCAUCCAAUAUAUGUUCUUAUACCAUGAAGAGGGCACUCAUUUUUUUGCAAGCAGGCAUUUGAUUCUCUUGUAUAAAACAUCAAAUCUCAUGAAGAAAUGGCAACAGUGAGUGUUCAAUGUAAUGUAUUACAGUACAAUUUAUAUUGUUUUCAAAGAAAUUGUCUUACUUUUAUUUGCCUUUUGUGUUGUACAUAUUUCUGCUUGAAUGGUCCUGCAGAGCAAACAAAGCUGCUUUAAUUUUUUUUUACAUACUCACACAUUAACCUGCUGUUCAGAAACAGUGUCUUUCAUCUACGCCAUUUUGACAGCCUGUCCCUCCAAAUAAUAAUAAUAAAAAAAAUGUUUUCUAAA
Messenger RNA from Pelmatolapia mariae (spotted tilapia), 4287 nucleotides. RefSeq names its product cysteine-serine-rich nuclear protein 1b (gene csrnp1b). Gene Ontology annotation, cellular component: nucleus. Gene Ontology annotation, biological process: regulation of transcription by RNA polymerase II. The record is from RefSeq and is a predicted model, not a curated record. NCBI's taxonomy places the organism in Eukaryota, Metazoa, Chordata, Actinopteri, Cichliformes, Cichlidae. The transcript has 5 exons. Gene Ontology annotation, molecular function: DNA-binding transcription factor activity, RNA polymerase II-specific; sequence-specific DNA binding. The coding region runs from base 251 to 1981 and encodes 576 amino acids.